Messenger RNA from Ascoidea rubescens DSM 1968, 3589 nucleotides. It is a transcript of the gene BNI4, whose product is annotated as Bni4p. The record is from RefSeq and is a predicted model, not a curated record. The transcript has a single exon. Lineage: Eukaryota; Fungi; Ascomycota; Saccharomycetes; Ascoideales; Ascoideaceae. The coding region runs from base 86 to 3532 and encodes 1148 amino acids. Gene Ontology annotation, molecular function: actin binding. Gene Ontology annotation, biological process: actin cytoskeleton organization.
CUUUUCCCAGUUUUCUUUGCUGACCUGCUCUAUUUCCAAUUCAAAAGAAAGCCCAACGCUGCCAACGUCACCCACGUUAUCAAGUAUGGUUUCCUCUGCAGAUAUACCUCCUAGCAAAGCGAAUUUAGGCAAUGGGAACAAUACUGGUGCUGCUAUUUCCAAUGGUGUUCCCAGCCCUAAUGCCAAUGUCAACAACACCAACAAUGGCACUGGUAAUGUCAACUCAAACUUCACCUCUUCUGACGACGAGUUUGAGGAAUUCACUGAGGACUUCAACAUGGUCACUCCUGUUAAAAAGACCUUUGAUAAUGACCACUCGCUGGCCCAUGUCAACAACAUCAACACCAUCAAUAAGAGAACCUCUUCAAUGCCAACUCAAUCCGUCAACAAAAAAAACUCCUCCCAGUCGUUAUUUUCCUCUACAAAACUAAGAUCUUCAACUGCUAAUCAAUUAAACUCAAAUAAAAAAUUGUCCAAAAGAAGUUCCCUAAUGUCCUUCUUCAAGGGCAAAAAGUCAAGCUCCUCCUCCAAUAUCAACCAAUUAAACCACUCCAACACGUCCACGUCCACCUCCAUCAACACCAACACCAACACAGCUACUAGUACCAACACCGGUGCUAGUAACAACACCAAUACUAACAUCACUGGCAAUAACCCCAACUAUAUACCUUUCAACCCAAAUGCCUACAACAACAGUGUCUCGUCCUACGAUUUUGAUAAUGCAGAUAAUCAAUCCUUAAACUCAAACAUGACAACUAAGACCUCCAUUUCUUUCAUCCUACAUAAAAAUAAAAACAAAAAAAACUUGCCCAAUACCUCCGCCAAUAACUCUGCAAAACAUAAUCAUUCUUUUUUCAAAUCCUUCAAAAAGAGAUUAAGUUUCUCUAAUUUACACGAUAUAGUGAUUAACGAAUCUGAUAACAAUUAUGAUUCAAAUUCAAAUUCACACUUAAAUAAUAAUAACACUAAUAGCUUAAAUAAUAAUCUAAAUAAUAAUAAUGACAUCAAAUCAAGGGAUAUCAAUAUCGAUUCCAAUAUCGAUCCCCUGAUUAAUGACCCCAUAACCAAUCACCAUUCCUCAGAAAACUCCUUCAGUUCUUAUCAUAACUCAAAUUCCUCUAUAGAUAUUCAUCCUCAUAAACCUUCUCAUUUAAAAAAUGAAUUCCAUUUCAACGACUACAUAGACAAUAAAUCCCCUUCCAAUAAAAUCACCUCCAAUAAUAAUAUCGAAAUUAAACAAAAAGAUAUCAACAAUAAUAUCAACAAUAAUAUCAAAAAUAAAUCAUCUGAUCAUUCAAAUAAUAUUAAUAAUAUCAAUAAUAUUAAAAACAUCGACAUAGACGAUCAAAAUUUACCAAAGAUCUCAUUUGAUUCAAAUGAUUUAAACAAUUCUAAAAUUUCUAAAGAACUUGAUUCAAUCGAUUUAAAAGACUCCAAAGACUCAAAAACCUCAAAAGACUCAAAAGACCUAAAAGACCCAGAUCUUUCAAAAAUUCCAGAUCUUCUAAAAGACCCAGAAGAUCUAAAAGAUCUUUACUCAAAAUCCAACACCUCUCCCAAAUCUUCCAAAUCUCCAAAAGCAUCAAGAUUCAACAAGGAUCCCACAAACAAAUCUCUAAUCAAAAAAGACAAAAAGGAUAAAAAGGACAAAAAGGAUAAAAAGGAUAAAAUUAAAAUCCACUCAAAAAAAUCUUCAAGCCACUCAAUCACAAAUUCCAUCUCAAAAAACCCAUUUUCAAAUAACAAUACCAAAAAUCUUACGAAUAAAGAUCUCCCAAUAAAUCAUGACAACACAAUCCAAAAUCAACCUCUAAAUUCUAAUGCAUUUGCAAAGAACGACCCGAAUUCAAAGAUAAAUACCUCUCCCAAUACACCCAAUAACCCUAAUAAUUCAUCUAAAAUUAAAAAUAAAUCAAAAUCAAAGGGUAAAAACAAACCAAAAAAUAAAAUCAAAACUAAAAAUCAAGAUUCAACCUCAAAUAUCAAUAGCAAUACCAAUACUAAUACCAAUUCCAAUACCAAUACCAACUCAAAAAAUAACAUAAAUUCAAAUUCAAUUCUAAAUUCAAAUAGACAUCUAAACUCAAACUUAGGCUCAAAUUCAAAUCCUAAAAACAAAAAAUUCGUACAAAUUAUCAUCCCAGAAAUUAUAACAAACAGACCUCAAUCUCCUCUGACUCCCACUGACGAAAACUCAAAUUCCGCUUUAAAUAAAAGCUCCAACGAAUAUCUGCCUCAAAGCUCUGAUGACUAUGACAAUGGUGAAAUUCUAUUCCCAAAAUCUUUAGAUGUUCAUGAAGUUGAAUCCAUUGUUUCAAUUGAACGUAAAAGAUCCGUCAGAUCAGUCAAAAAUCAUCAUAGAAAUGAAUCCAUGAUUAGUAGAAAGAGUAAAAGAGAAUCAAUUGAAGUCAAAGCUAAAGAAGUCGGUAUGACUGUUGAACUCGGUAAAGAGGUUAAUGAGCCCCCACUUUUACCAAGAAGAACUAACAGUAUCUUGAAAAAUAAAAAUUCAAUCUCAUCUUUUAACCAUUCCAUCAACGAGGAAGUUGAAGAAGAAGAGGAAUUAAGAAACGAAUUUUUAUCUGAUAGAAAAAGAAGAUUGGACAGAAAGGGAAUUAUAAAUGAUGAACAGCCAAUUAGAAGAAAUAGUAGCAAUAUAAGAGUCAAACCCAUAAAUAACUUAAAUGAUAGUUCAAAGACUACUUCAAACAGAAAUGGAGUCGAUAUUCCAGACUUUGAAUUUGAUGAUUCAAGUUUGAAUUUAGAAUUCUCUCCAAUUCCUUCUCCCGAAUUAUCUACUACUUCGGCUCCAAGUCAACAUUCUACUGAAAGAUCAUACACUGAUAAGGAUCAAUUUGAUAAAUCUAUUAAUGCUAACAACAACAACAACAAUUCAGCGGAAGAGAAUUUGAAAGCUAAUAAUAUUGGUGAAAAUUUAGAACAUAAGAGCUCGAUAGAUAAUCUGUCAGAUGGCACAUUGACAACAGUAUCCCCAUCAAUUAACCAAUCGCCGUUGCUAGAGUCUGAGAAUUCGCCAUCAAUAGCAUUUUUGCCAUCACCAGAUCCUAAACAAAAUGUAAGACCAGUUUCAAUGUCGUUCAAAGGAUUAAAAGCCCCAACAUUUAAUAACAAUGAAAACCCAGAUAGAAAAGAUAGCUUGGAUAGUGGAACAUUUAAUAGAGGAUACGUUUACCCAAAUGAUAGCUCUGAUAGUGACGAGUUUGCUCGUGGUUCAUUUUCUCCUCCUUCCCUACCUUAUGCUAAAGACGGAUCUGUUCAGUUACUUUCUCAUUCAAACUCAUCCACAUCAUUGAACUCUCGAAGGAGAUUCCCUGUGGGCACAGUAAAAUUCUCGUCCAGAAUUAUACUAUAUGAGACAUACAAUGGCGAUGAGUAUGAUAGACAUCCAGAGAUUGCUACAUGUAACCAAUUGACGCCCUCACUUGCUUAUCAGAUUAAAGAUGAAUUGAACACAUUCAAAGCUGAGAUGCCUAUUCAUGAAAGUUCUCGUUGUUUUACCCACUUUUAUUAGAAAAAUUGAUUUUUUAACAUAUUUUUAAUUCUUUUUUUCGUUUCUAUUUUUUUACUG